AUGAUGAAGCAGCAAGGAGACCGAACGACGGAAUACCACGACACGUCGCGGAUCUUUCGUUACGUGCAACAGACGAAGCAUGAGACAGAACCUGAGCUGCUUCUGUACCUGUGCGUCCCUGCUGUCCUCGUGGGCACCCUAUUUAGGGCGUACCAAAUGUACUAUAUUGCACUAUUCGUCGCAUGUAGCUCCUUUCUCGGCUGCAAGUAUGGCGAGGUUAACGUGCAACAGUACAUAUCCAUGGGGAUGAUGAUCGUCAUGGCCACAACCAUGCAAUUCAUGCAGCCAGGAGGAGGCUCCCGUAUGAACUCCCAAGGAGCUCCUCCCCAGCCCCAGCCAACAGGAUUGCAGCCAUCUUCAUAG
Eimeria necatrix is the source of this 363-nucleotide messenger RNA. RefSeq lists its product as hypothetical. The record is from RefSeq and is a predicted model, not a curated record. Gene Ontology annotation, molecular function: protein folding chaperone. Gene Ontology annotation, biological process: protein insertion into ER membrane. The transcript is spliced from 2 exons. Lineage: Eukaryota; Apicomplexa; Conoidasida; Eucoccidiorida; Eimeriidae. Gene Ontology annotation, cellular component: endoplasmic reticulum membrane. Bases 1 to 363 code for a protein of 120 amino acids.